AUGAGUUCAGGCCUAUGGAGCCAAGAGAAAGUUACUUCACCUUACUGCGAAGAACGGAUUUUUUAUCUGCUUCUUCAAGAAUGCAGUGUAACAGACAAACAGACACAGAAACUCCUAAAAGUACCCAAAGGAAGUAUAGGACAGUACAUCCAAGACCGUUCUGUGGGUCAUUCAAGAGUUCCUUCUGCAAAAGGCAAGAAAAAUCAGAUUGGAUUAAAAAUCUUAGAGCAAUCACACGCAGUUCUAUUUGUUGAUGAAAAGGAUGUUGUAGAAAUCACUGAGAAAUUUACAGAGUUACUGUUGGCAAUUACCAACUGUGAGGAGAGGCUCAGCCUAUUUAGAAACAGAAUUCGACUAACUAAAGGCCUCCAGGUAGAUGUGGGCAGCCCUGUGAAAGUACAGCUGCGAUCUGGGGAAGAGAAAUUUCCAGGAGUUGUGCGCUUCAGAGGACCGUUAUUAGCGGACAGGACAGUGUCGGGGAUUUUCUUUGGAGUAGAAUUGCUGGAAGAACAUCUUGGCCAAGGUUUCACUGAUGGGGUAUAUCAAGAGAAACAGCUUUUUCAGUGUGAUGAAGAUUGUGGCGUGUUUGUGGCAUUGGACAAGCUGGAGCCCAUAGACGAUGAUGACAAUGGAGUGGAAAGUGAUUUUGCAGCCCUAGGGGAUACCAUGCAGGCUGAACCUCCCCCUUUGGAAAAAAACUCCAGAGUAUCUUUGAAGGUCGGAGAAAGUGUUGAAUCUGGAAAAGUAAUAUUCUGUGAUGUUUUGCCAGAAAUAGAGAGUCUAGGAUAUUUUGUUGGUGUGGACAUGGAUAACCCUAUUGGCAACUGGGAUGGAAUGUUUGAUGGAGUACAACUUUGUAGUUUUGCAAGUGUUGAAAGUACAAUUCUUCUGCACAUCAAUGAUAUCAUUCCAGAGAGCAUGACACCGGAAAGGAGGCCUCCCAAACUUGCCUUUAUGUCAAGAGAUGAUGGUGACAAAGGUUCAUCUAGUAUUAAUGAACCAAAGGUUACAGGAUCUACCUCAGACCCUGGAAGUAGAACCAGUUCUGAAUUAUUUUAUACCUUAAGUGGGUCAUCUGUUGACUCACAACAACAAUCCAAAUCCAAAAAUUCAUUGUAUAUAGAUGAAGUUGCAGAAGAUCCUGCAAAGUCACUUACAGAGCUGUCUCCAGACUUUGGACAUUCAUCACCUCCACCACAACCUCCUUCCAUGAACUCCUUAUCCAGCGAGAACAGAUUGCACUCUCUACCGUUCAGCCUGACCAAGAUGCCCAAUACUAACGGCAGCAUUGCUCACAGCCCACUGUCAUUGUCAGUGCAGUGUGUGAUGGGCGAGCUGAACAGCUUGCCUGUCCAGAAGAGUCCACCUUUGCCCAUCUCUUCUGGUAAUGCAUACGGCCUAGAGGUGGGCUCACUGGCUGAAGUGAAAAAGAAUCCCCCGUUCUAUGGGGUUAUCCGUUGGAUUGGCCAGCCGCCUGGGCUCAGUGACGUGCUAGCUGGGCUGGAACUGGAGGAUGAAUGUGCGGGCUGUACAGAUGGCACGUUCAGGGGCACGCGCUAUUUCACCUGCGACGUGAAGAAGGCUCUGUUUGUGAAAUUGAAGAGCUGCAGACCGGACUCUAGGUUUGAUUUUCUGGAGCCUGUUUAUAAUCAGAUUGAAAGGUGUAAUUCUUUAGUAUUUGGAGGCUACUUAAGUGAAGUAGUAGAAGAAAAUACUCCACCAAAGAUGGAAAAAGAAGGUUUAGAGAUAAUGGUUGGAAAGAAGAAAGGCAUCCAGGGCUAUUACAAUUCUUGUUACUUGGACUCAACUUUAUUCAGCUUAUUUGCUUUUAGUUCUGUCCUGGAUACUGUGUUGCUGAGACCCAAAGGAAAGAAUGAUAUUGAGUAUUAUAGUGAGACCCAGGAGCUACUGAGGACAGCAAUAGUCAAUCCUCUGAGAAUAUAUGGAUAUGUGUGUGCCACAAAAAUUAUGAAACUGAGGAAAAUACUUGAAAAAGUUCCUGCUGCAUCAGGAUUUACCUCUGAAGAAAAAGAUCCUGAGGAAUUUCUAAAUAUCCUGUUUCAUGAUAUUUUAAGGGUUGAGCCAUUGUUAAAAAUAAGAUCAGCAGGUCAGAAAGUCCAAGACUGCGACUUCUAUCAGAUCUUUGUGGAAAAAAAUGAGAAAGUUGGAGUUCCUACAACUCAACAGUUACUAGAAUGGUCUUUUUUCAACAGUAACCUGAAAUUUGCAGAGGCACCAUCAUGCUUGAUUAUUCAGAUGCCUCGGUUUGGAAAAGACUUCAAAAUGUUCAAAAAAAUUUUCCCUUCUCUAGAAUUAAAUAUAACGGAUUUGCUUGAAGACACUCCCAGGGAGUGUCGCAUCUGUGGAGGACUUGCGAUGUUCGAAUGUAGAGAUUGCUAUGAAGACCCCGACAUCACAGCAGGGAAGAUCAAGCAGUUCUGUAAGACCUGCUGCACUCAGGUUCACCUCCAUCCGAAGAGAAUGAAUCAUACCUAUCACCCAGUAUCACUUCCCAAAGACUUGCCUGACUGGGACUGGAGACACGGAUGCAUCCCCUGCCAGAAGAUGGAGUUAUUUGCUGUUCUCUGCAUAGAAACGAGCCACUAUGUUGCUUUUGUGAAGUAUGGGAAGGAUGAUUCAGCCUGGCUCUUCUUUGACAGCAUGGCUGAUCGAGAUGGGGGUGAAAAUGGCUUCAACAUCCCACAAGUGACACCCUGCCCCGAAGUGGGAGAGUACUUGAAGAUGUCUCUGGAGGAGCUACACUCCUUGGAUUCCAGAAGGAUUCGAGGCUGUGCACGCAGACUUCUUUGUGAUGCGUACAUGUGCAUGUACCAGAGUCCAACCAUGAGCUUGUACAAAUAACAUGUCAUCAGAAAGGGGCAGAGGCCAAGCACAAAG
This is a messenger RNA of Microtus oregoni (creeping vole), 2898 nucleotides long. RefSeq names its product ubiquitin carboxyl-terminal hydrolase CYLD-like. The record is from RefSeq and is a predicted model, not a curated record. Gene Ontology annotation, molecular function: cysteine-type deubiquitinase activity; K63-linked deubiquitinase activity. Gene Ontology annotation, biological process: protein K63-linked deubiquitination; positive regulation of extrinsic apoptotic signaling pathway; regulation of mitotic cell cycle. NCBI's taxonomy places the organism in Eukaryota, Metazoa, Chordata, Mammalia, Rodentia, Cricetidae. Gene Ontology annotation, cellular component: cytosol.